This is a messenger RNA of Protomyces lactucae-debilis, 1514 nucleotides long. RefSeq lists its product as uncharacterized. The coding region runs from base 344 to 1210 and encodes 288 amino acids. Lineage: Eukaryota; Fungi; Ascomycota; Taphrinomycetes; Taphrinales; Protomycetaceae. The transcript has a single exon. The record is from RefSeq and is a predicted model, not a curated record.
AGAGCUCGGGGAUUGAUAUACACAACCUUGAAGGCAGGAGAGGUUCAGCGCAGCAAAAAAUGUGCGAAAGUUCAUGCCCCUGACAUUAGACACGCGCACAUGGUGAAUUGCGCCACCCGUUUGAAAAUUUUACAAGGCUGUGAUGUGGAUGUGGAUUCCUGCACUCUUCAAACCACAAGAUGAUUUUCUUAUUGGCAUUGUUCAGCUUGCCACACCUCUCUACAGCACUCAAAGCGGUCGGCCCAGUCCUCCAUCCAUUUCCAAGCAACAAGAAGAUCUGGUAUUAUACUGACCAAACUGAGUUGCGGUUGGACUCGUAUGGAAGCGGAUAUUUUGGAAUGUCAUGUCAGUUUGGGGGGCUAGUAGGAAACUACUGCAAAUGUAUUUCUAUGACACUUUCAUCGAGCCAGACAUCAGGGAUCCAUUGAACGUCACAAGUUGCUGGUUGGCAAAACCGGAUCCCAACAAUAAUGUGUGGAAAUACACGCAGACGGAUGAAGAAAUCAAGACAACCAAUUCUAAGACAACGCACACCAAUAAGGGCGAGAUUCUCUGUUGUGGCACUCUCAUCGACUACCGACCAACCGGAAUGUUGCCAGGACCAGAAACUUCGGGGCUGGGAUGGAACUUGUGUAAGUUUGGGAACGCAACUGAUCGACACGGAUAUACAGUUUCUUCUUGUCAGAAGUAUGAGCUUGAACAGAAAGAUCCACGCCCUGCAACUUGGCACUUUGUUGGAGCACCUUUCAAAUCUGGAGUUUCUGAGCAGUACGAGAUCUUUUUUGUGGAAUACGACAAACAGGCAAAGCGUCCAAUGCUGUCCAGUAUGAUCACAACUGAAAGUCUCACGUACACCCUCCAACCCAAAAACGAUUCCGCGAUGCAUUUCUGGCUAGCCAAACCAAAGCAGAGCGACAAUUUUCCAGCAUCAUGGCUGACCAACGGAUAUGCUCUCAUUGGCGGCAAAUUGAUUGACAUGAAACCGGUUGACCAUUUACCUCCUCCAAACACAUAUUUUCGAGACGAUAGUAUCGAAGAGCACGAAGGUCAGGAAAUUGGCAAUUUGUGUUUCUUUGCAUUGGAUAGCUCUAUCGAGGGUAUGCGCGAUCGCUGGCGCCGGGAGUUCCGAAGAUACCGCAUUGCCGACCUAUUCGUCGAAGGAAUUUGUCGUGAGGUGCGCAAGGGAGAAAUCCAGUUUUCAGGGCCUUGACGUUUACAAUGACUUUCUUGUUUUAUCUUCAAACGUAUAGCUAUCCACAUUGAAACCUUCACCUAUGUCACAAUCACGUCUUUGGGAGGCAAUGUAAUGACCGAGCAGAUUUGAUCACCUUAGCCCGCAGCUGUUACACUGCCUGGUUCGGUCUUGUAAUGACCACGCAGAUCUGAUCACCUCAGCCCGCAGCUGUUACACUGCCUGGUUCGGUCUCGCUGGCAGUUCCCUGUUUCUUUGUUCUCUUUGAUGUGGAUGGUGCCCUUGGCCAUCCGCAGUUUGUUGUUAAGAUAGGAUUUGUAAA